Otolemur garnettii (small-eared galago) is the source of this 1818-nucleotide messenger RNA. RefSeq names its product THAP domain containing 4 (gene THAP4). Lineage: Eukaryota; Metazoa; Chordata; Mammalia; Primates; Galagidae. The transcript has 5 exons. The record is from RefSeq and is a predicted model, not a curated record. Bases 332 to 1660 code for a protein of 442 amino acids.
UAGGUUCCCACUAAAGGACUCAAAACGUUUAAUCCAGUGGUUAAAAGCUGUUCAGAGGGAUAACUGGACCCCCACAAAGUAUUCAUUCCUCUGUAGUGAGCAUUUCACCAAAGACAGCUUCUCCAAGAGGCUGGAGGACCAGCACCGGCUACUCAAGCCCACAGCCGUGCCAUCCAUCUUCCACCUGACUGAGAAGAAGAGGGGGGCUGGAGGCCAUGGCCGUAACAGGAGAAAGGACACCAGCAAGACCACAGGGGGUGUGAGGAGCCACUCGAGCACAGCAGCUGGUAAAGGUGCUGCAGGUUGGUCUUCAUCCUCGAGUGAAAGCCCUAUGGCCAAGCCAGAGCCCCGCAAGUUGAAGCGAGCUGCUCUGCAGGGUGAAGCCACACCCAGGACCGCCCAGGAGGCUGUCAGCCGGGAGCAGGCACAGCAGUCUCUGGACAAAACUCCAGGGGAUGGACUGGCCACCCAAGUGGCAGGCAGCCAGGAAGAAGCAGCAGUGUCUGCUGUAGAAGCUGGUGAUGAGAGCACCCCCUCAUCCACUGAUGGGGGCAUAGCAGAUAAAAGUGGCAUUUCCAUGGAUGACUUUACACCCCCAGGAUCCGGGGCAUGCAAAUUUAUUGGCUCACUUCAUUCCUAUAGCUUCUCCUCCAAGCAUGCUAGGGAAAGGCCGUCUGUGCCUAGAGAGCCUAUUGACCGGAAGAGGCUGAAGAGAGACGUGGAGCCGAGUUGCAGUGGGAGUGGUUUGGGGCCAGAAAAGGGCCUGACCCAGAGCCCCCCUAGUUCUUCACUCAUAGCAACGCCUCAGAAGCCUUCCCAGAGCCCCUCUGCCCCUCCAGCUGAUGUCACACCGAAGCCUGCUGCAGAAGCUGUGCAGAGUGAACACAGUGAUGCCAGCCCCAUGUCCAUCAAUGAGGUCAUUUUGUCUGCGUCAGGGGCCUGCAGGCUCAUCGGCUCCCUGCACUCCUACUGCUUCUCAUCCCGGCAGAGCAAGAGCCAGGUGUGCUGCCUGCGUGAACAGGUGGAAAAGAAGAAUGGUGAGCUCAAGAGCCUGCGGCAGAGGGUCAGCCGCUCCGACAGCCAGGUGCGCAAGCUGCAGGAGAAGCUGGACGCGAUGAAGAGAGUGAGCGUCCCCUACCUGAGUGGCCUGCUGUCCCCCAGCCGUGAACCUCCCAAGAUGAACCCGGUGGUGGAGCCGCUGUCCUGGAUGCUGGGCACCUGGCUGUCGGACCCGCCAGGCGCUGGCACCUUCCCAACAGUGCAGCCCUUUCAGUACCUGGAGGAGGUUCACAUCUCCCAUGUGGGCCAGCCCGUGCUGAACUUUUCGUUCAACUCCUUCCACCCGCACACGCGCAAACCCAUGCACAGAGAGUGUGGCUUCAUCCGCCUGGAGCCUGACACCAACAAGGUGGCCUUCGUCAGCGCCCAGAACACAGGCAUCGUGGAAGUGGAGGAGGGCGAGGUGAACGGGCAGGAGCUGUGCAUUGCAUCCCACUCCAUCGCCAGGAUCUCCUUCGCCAAGGAGCCCCAUGUGGAGCAGAUUACCAGAAAAUUCAGGCUGAACUCUGAAGGCAAACUUGAACAGACGGUCUCCAUGGCAACCACUACACAGCCCAUGACUCCGCACCUUCACGUCACCUACAAGAAGGUGACCCCGUAACCUGACGAGGGUCUGGUUGCUGUGUGGCAGGUCAGCUUCGCAGCAGAUGUGGGGUGGCUGUGCACCCUGCUGGCUCAAGAGUGUUGUCCAGAUGUUCUGUAAUGGCAGAAAACCAAAUAAAAGGCCUUUAUUUUUAUGGCUAAGGAUUUUGAAUAUUA